CUGAGACUGAGGCUGAGACAGCGGCAGCGACUGAAGCGGCAAUUCGUCCGUCGGCAUAUUUUUGGGCUGCAUUUAUGAAAAGCGUUUACGCCCGCCAGCACGCGCCCGCUCCCAGCUCGGCGAUUUUUGCAGAGAUCGCAUCUCAAAGCGGAUUCAGUCAACGGCGUCAACUCAAUUUGUCGAGUCGGUUUUUCUGUCGUCGUCGCGGAAGUCACUAAGCCAAGUUAAUUAAACUGCCAACGCAACGCAACGCAACGCAACGGAAAACACGCUACGCUUCAAAGUUCUGUGUAUUUAGUGUGAAGUGUGACAAGAAUAUAAAAAACAAAUCAAAUCGAUAUCAAUACCAUAUUUGAAUAUUUGCAAAAGCAAAGAAGACCAAGUGCAAACAAACUAGUGAAAUUUAAUUUAUUUUAUUGUUCAAUCUGAUCAAAUUGGCGCCACUCGCUCUCAACAUGUCCAGCCACGAGGAGGAUGACCACGAGCAUGAGCACGAGCAUGGCGACGAUGUCGAGGAGCAGGAAAUACACGUCGAUGUCGAUUCCGAUUCGCGAAUGUCAUGCGGCAGCGGAUCCGAUGUGGAUAUGGAUGGUGGCAGUUGCUACGACGAAUCCGAAACGCCACUCAGUGAAUCACUGCAGUCGGAACAGACACGCUCCUCGUCCAGCGAGAAUCUGCCCUUCAGCAUAUCCCGGCUGCUCUCCAAACCCUUCGAGACCAACAACAACAACAACAAUAGCAGCAAUAACAACAACAGCAGCAAUAUACAAAGCAGCAGCCCCAACAACAACAACAACAGCGCCGUCGAUGACAAAGAGCUACAGGCAGACGAUCAGGAUUUGGCUGCCUACAAACUGGCCACCAGCAUUGCGAACUCAACCUACGGCAGCGCCGCCGCUCUCUACACAUAUCCGCAUCUUUAUCCGUCGGCAGCCGCCGCUGCCGCUGGCCAUGUGCUGCGAGUGCCACCGCAGCGCACACCGCUAACCUGGGCACUUCCGCCACUGCAUCAUGCGGCGUUGGCGCAUCAGGCGGUCAAGGAUCGACUGGCAGCUGCAUUUCCCAUUGCCCGUCGCAUCGGACAUCCCUAUCAGAAUCGCACGCCGCCCAAGCGAAAAAAGCCGCGCACAUCCUUCACACGCAUCCAGGUGGCCGAGCUGGAGAAACGCUUUCACAAACAAAAGUAUCUCGCAUCUGCGGAGCGAGCGGCUCUCGCCCGUGGCCUCAAGAUGACCGAUGCUCAGGUGAAGACGUGGUUCCAAAAUAGACGCACCAAGUGGAGACGUCAGACAGCCGAGGAGAGAGAAGCCGAACGUCAAGCGGCCAAUCGCCUGAUGCUUUCCCUACAGGCGGAGGCCAUUAGCAAAGGAUUCGCGCCGCCCGCGGCUCCGCUCAGCUCUCAAACUGGGGUCAAUGGCGCUCCUCUCGCUGCGCUUCAUGGUCUGCAGCCGUGGGCGGAGGCGUCGCAUGCAGCGGGCUGCUAAUCGUCUACAAACUUAGCAUAUGUCGCAUAGUCUAUAAGGUUUAUUUGUGAUAAAGUUUGCUUUGUAAAUACAGUUGAAGUAAUGCAGUUCUGCUACAAUUUGUAAAUAUUUAGCUAUACUUCCUAGAUACAUCCACACACACAUAUAUAUGGUAUAUAUAAUGUAUAUCAAUAUACAAGUAUUAUUAAGUUGUCGUCUUAAGUUUAUGUAGUUUAUGUUUAGUUUUGUAGCGCAGUGUUUCCAUUUCUUCAGUUAUUCUUCAACACUUUCAUGGCGAAAUGCAUCUCAAAAAAUGUCAACUUCUAAGCAUAAUUAAAAAACAAACAAAAAGAAGAACAACUUUUAAACAUAUGGCUUGUAUUGUACGUUAGUCUUAAGUCAACUGGCAUUACCUAGUAUUAUAAAUGAAUAAUUAGUAAACAUAUAAAUAACAUAUGAAAAUAAAUACACUACGAAAUCAAAGAAAA
Molecule: messenger RNA, 1951 nt
Organism: Drosophila sulfurigaster albostrigata
Lineage: Eukaryota; Metazoa; Arthropoda; Insecta; Diptera; Drosophilidae
Gene: C15
Product: T-cell leukemia homeobox protein 3
Biological process (GO): animal organ development; regulation of transcription by RNA polymerase II
Cellular component (GO): nucleus
Molecular function (GO): RNA polymerase II cis-regulatory region sequence-specific DNA binding; DNA-binding transcription factor activity, RNA polymerase II-specific
Source: RefSeq, a predicted model, not a curated record